Molecule: messenger RNA, 1993 nt
Organism: Exophiala oligosperma
Lineage: Eukaryota; Fungi; Ascomycota; Eurotiomycetes; Chaetothyriales; Herpotrichiellaceae
Product: hydroxymethylglutaryl-CoA synthase
Exons: 4
Coding region: 309-1718 (469 amino acids)
Biological process (GO): ergosterol biosynthetic process; acetyl-CoA metabolic process
Molecular function (GO): hydroxymethylglutaryl-CoA synthase activity
Source: RefSeq, a predicted model, not a curated record
AAUACAUAGCGCACCUCUGCUCCCGCCGCAAUCACACACCUUCUCUCUGAUCAAUCUCCCAUAUCUUCUGUCUUCUCUGCUUGCGAAACCAAUUCCGACCACCUGACGGAAGUACAAACAGUGAAAUACCCCUAUCGUUGGUUGCGCCUCCACUUAGACAGUCACUAUUUUGUUAGAAGACUCUUCUCGAUCGUCCCCCACCUCACCGCCUCCUUUCACCGACGUGCGCACGAAAGCCCCUCGAAACCCAAAGAGAAAGAUCGAGAACCGAGUGUCACGUCUUUGCUUUUACUCACAAAACAUCCACAAUGGCCACACGACCGCAGAAUAUUGGCAUCAAGGCCAUUGAGAUCUAUUUUCCCAGCCAGUGCGUUGAUCAGAGCGAGCUUGAGAAGUUCGAUGGCGUUGCGGCCGGGAAAUACACCAUUGGUCUGGGACAGACCAAAAUGUCCUUUUGCGAUGAUAGAGAAGAUAUCUAUUCCAUUGCUCUCACGACCCUCACAAGCCUGAUCUCGAAAUAUGGCAUCGACCUCAAGAAUAUUGGACGCCUUGAAGUCGGCACAGAGACCAUGCUCGACAAGAGCAAGAGUGUAAAGUCCGUCUUGAUGCAGUUGUUUGAAAAAUCCGGGAACUUCAAUGUCGAAGGAGUCGACGCCUACAAUGCUUGCUAUGGCGGUACAAAUGCGGUCUUCAACUCCGUUAACUGGAUCGAGUCUUCAGCCUGGGACGGACGUGAUGCCAUGGUCGUUGCUGGCGACAUUGCCCUCUACAAGAAGGGCAACGCUCGUCCAACCGGCGGUGCUGGCUGUGUUGCCAUGUUGAUCGGUCCAGAUGCUCCUCUCGCGUUCGAGGCUGGUCUCCGAGGGUCAUACAUCACCCACGCCUACGACUUCUACAAACCUGAUCUCACCAGCGAGUAUCCCUAUGUUGAUGGCCAUUUCUCAUUGAGAUGCUACACAGAGGCCGUGGAUGCUUGCUACAAGGCAUACAAUGCGCGAGAACGGGCACUGAAGGGCCAGGCCAACGCGGCUGCGGUCAACGGUCAUGCUAUCAAUGGCAACGGAGCUCACAGCGAGGAGACCGAGAAAGCUCCCUUGGACAGAUUCGACUACAUGGCUUUCCAUGCCCCGACUUGCAAACUUGUCUCCAAGUCAUACGCUCGUCUCCUAUACAACGACUUCUUGGAAGACCCAAGCCACGCACUCUUCAAGGAGGUUGCCCCUGAACUGCGAGACCUAGAUUACCAAGCCUCCUUGACAGACAAAAAUGUCGAAAAGACAUUCAUGGGCUUGACUAAGAAGCGAUUUGCGGAACGUGUUCAACCAGGAAUCGAGGUUGCGACCUUAUGUGGAAACAUGUACUGUGGCAGUGUGUAUGGAGGUCUGGUCAGUCUGAUCAGCAAUAUCGCGCCUAAGUCGAUGCAAGGUAAACGGAUAGGUGUCUUCAGCUAUGGCAGUGGUCUAGCCAGUUCCAUGUUCAGUUUGAAAGCCGUUGGCGAUACAACUGAGAUGGCGCAGAAGCUAAAUCUGCAAGAACGACUGAACGCCCGCCGUGUUGUGGCCCCCGAGGUUUAUGACGAACUGUGCAUGCUCCGAGAAAAGGCUCACCUGAAGAAGGAUUUCAAACCAGCGGGCAAGGUCGAGGAUCUGGUCCCAGGAACAUAUUACCUCACCGAGGUCGAUGACAUGUUCCGCCGCAAAUACGAGAUCAAAGCAUGAGGGAAUUGUGUCAUUUUUGCAGCAGACAUAUCGUUUCAUGUCAAGGCGUUGGGUUUGGAUUGGUCCAUGCGGUCAGAGACUCCUUUGACAGGAGACUUCGGGCAUAUCGAACGGUGUUUCAUAGGGAAGAAACCGAGGUGCGUCAUAGACCUGCAAGAGCUUUGUACAUAUGGGAGGAGUUGGUGGUUCUGAACAGGAAACCAUCAGUCAUCAAUAGUAAUGAUCGCCGAAAAGAUAUCAAUGAUGCAUUCACUUUUUCUACUAUCUCUGCAUAU